CAUGAGCCUAGGUCAGUCCACGAGGCGCUGAACCGUCCCGAAUGGGUUGAGUCCAUGCAUGAGGAGCUUGAGUCUCACAAGGUAAAUGGAUCAUUUGAGCUGGUUGAUCCAGCAGUGGUACCACCUGGUUUGGAGGUCCUCAGGUGUCAAUGGGUUUGGAAAUACAAACAUAACCCUGAUGGUACCGUUGAGAGGCCUAAGUCCAGAUUGGUGGUGAUGGGAAACAUGCAGAAAUUGGGAGUACACUAUGAAGAAGUGUACUCUCCAGUUGGGAAGCAUGCGACCUUGAGAGGACUUGGGGCAGGUGAAGUACUACUUGGGAAUGCAAAUUGAGCGUGAUGAGAGUGGUAUCUUGAUUCAUCAAGAGAGGUACAUUCUUAACAUGCUUCAGUCCUUUGGUCUUUCAGAGGCCAACCCCGUGCGUACUCCUCUGCCGACAGGCUUUGAUGUGCAUGCCUAUGAGGAUGAACCUUUGCUGAGCUGGUCAAGCUCUACCAAAGCAUUGUGGGAUCCCUCAUGUAUGCUUGUACUACCACACAGCCGCAGAUUGCAUUCGCAGUCUCACAGCUAUCUAAGGUCGCCUCUUGUCCUAAAAUGUUCCACUUGCAGGCCGCUAAGAGAGUGCUGAGGUACCUGAAAGGUGGUGUCAAGUCAGGUAUCUUCUUCCAAACACAGCCCCAAUCUCAGGUCCAGCUGGUUGGCUUCAGUGAUGCCGACUAUGCUGGAGAUUCCGCAAGUCGCAAGAGUCACAGUGGAAUUUCGGAUUUAUAUUUUGAGUAAUUCUAGCUCCUAAGUUCACCUAGACUCCGUCCUUAAUCCUAACAAGUGGUAUCAGAGCAAUAUUAAGGACAUUGAGAGGAGUCUACAGAAGUGUGAAGACCCUUCUAGACCCACCAUGGCCUGUGGCUGCAUCAAGGACCUGUGGCAGCUGCCCAUCAUCCCAUGGAAUGGGAAGACUCCAACAGCAGCAACGGCAGCAGCGGCAAAGGCAACAGCAGGAAGAGAUGCAACUGCACCAACUGAUGGGGUCCUGGAAGCAGUCAAGAAAGUGCAGCAGCAGCAGACACAUGGCGAGAAGUUGGUGAAGGAUGGGAGCCUGAAGGGCUUGGAGGUGAAAGGGGGAGUGAAGGAGAUUGGGAGCUGCCCUACAUGCUUGGAGACCAAGUUCUCCAAGUUCCCCUUCAACAGCACUACAGGACCAGCCAAGACCCCACUUGCACUUGUGCACAUGGAUGUGGUGGGGCCCACAAGAGCGCCUUCCCUCUCAGGCAGCCGCUAUUUCUUGACAAUUGUGGAUGACCACACUCGGGCAGUGUGGGUUUACCCUUUGAAGAGCAAGGGGGAGGUGGCAGCGGCUGUCCUUAAGGAGUGGAUGCCUAGAGCUCAGAGGGAAUGCGGAUACAAGGUGAAGGUGAUCCGCAGUGACAAUGAUUCUUGAACUUUGAUUGAACCUUUGAGAUUGAGUUAAGU
This is a messenger RNA of Closterium sp. NIES-67, 1470 nucleotides long. Lineage: Eukaryota; Viridiplantae; Streptophyta; Zygnematophyceae; Desmidiales; Closteriaceae. The record is from the annotation of a GenBank genome assembly.